GGAAUUGCUGGAGGCAAGAUGGUGGUCAAGAAGAACGAACCAGGAGUUGGCUGAGGCACAAACUGUUUUUCCACAGAAGACUGGUUUCACUUUAUUUAACAGACGAUUAACAAGAAUCCCAUCAGGCCAUUAGGCGUCGGGGCACACGGUUAAAUGCUGUGAGGUGGCGAUGGCGGGCCGGAGGGAGGAGUGCCUCUGGAAGAAGCACAUUGCGGAGCAGCUGAAGCUGAGGGACCGCGUGCAGAGGCAGGCCUUUGAGGAGAUCAUACACCAAUACAACCGUCUCCUGGAGAAGUCGGACCUCCAAGCUGUGUUGUCUGAGCGACUUCAGAGCGACAAGUAUGACAACCAGAGCCGACAUGACCUCAGUCCGGGUGCAGGGGCAGACGCCAGUCGCAACGACACCCUGCAUCAGGAAAUGGCCCAGAUGCGCAUCAAGCACCAGGAGGAGCUCACCGAGCUGCACAAGAAACGUGGAGAGCUGGCCCAGAAUGUGAUUGAACUGAACAACCAGAUUCAGUUGAAGGACAAGGAGAUCCAGAGCAAUGAGGCCAAGAUGCUGGAGUACCAGCAGCAGAUCUCCGGGCUGCAGGGCGAGUGCCGUGAGCUGCGCGGCCAGCUGCAGGAGCUUGAGCGGGCCAACCAGACGCUGAAGGACGAGUACGACGCGCUGCAGAUCACCUUCUCUGCACUGGAGGAGAAGCUGCGGCGCACCACCGAGGACAACCAGGAGCUGGUCUCGCGCUGGAUGGCCGAGAAGGCCCAGGAGGCCAACAAGCUCAACGCGGAGAACGAAAAGGACUGCAGGCGCAGACAGGCCAAGCUGCAGAAGGAGCUGGCCGAUGCUGCCAAGGAGCCCCUGCCCAUCGACCCGGACGAUGACAUCGAGGUCCUGUCUGAAGACGGUGGUGGGAAAGGGGGCACGGGAGAACAGACUUCCCCUAACCGACCUCUUAGCCGCACAUCCAGUAAUCGCCAAUCCCAGCCUCCGCCUGGGGGGAUUCUGGACUCGCUCCAUAACAUAUUUGGCCGCUCUGAGUGUGUGCAGCCUGGAAACAUCCCAUCUUACUCCAGGCGUCGCUCGGUGAACUCCUACGGCGGCUCGCCAGACAAUGCAGAGGCGGCCAGCGGAGCAUGCGUGGAGGUCCGGGUGCCAACCACUGCCCUCCACAUAUUUGAUGCCCACGAUGGCGAGGUGAAUGCGGUUCGCUUCAGCCCCGGAUCCCGCCUGCUGGCCACAGGAGGAAUGGACCGUCGGGUCAAACUCUGGGAGGUGGUCUCAGGUCGCUGUGAGCCGAAAGGAGCUCUGACGGGAAGUAAUGCUGGCAUCACCAGCAUAGAGUUUGACAGCGCCGGCUCCUAUUUGCUGGCUGCCUCCAAUGACUUUGCCAGUCGGAUCUGGACGAUAGACGACUUCAGGCUGAGGCACACCCUGACUGGUCACAGUGGGAAAGUGCUGGCUGCUCGCUUCUUGCUGGACAACGCUCGCAUCGUAUCCGGGAGCUACGACCGCACCCUCAAACUCUGGGACCUGCGCAGCAAAGUCUGCAUGAAGACGGUAUUUGCAGGCUCCAGCUGUAACGACAUCGUCUGCACUGAGCAGUGUGUCAUGAGCGGCCAUUUUGACAAGAAAGUCCGCUUCUGGGAUAUCAGGGCGGAGAGCAUAGUGCGUGAACUGGAGCUGCUGGGCCGGGUGACGUCCCUGGACCUGAACCACGACCGCACCGAGCUGCUCACCUGCUCUCGAGACGACCUGGUCAAGAUCAUCGACCUGCGAACCAACGCCGUGCGGCAGACCUUCAGUGCUCAGGGCUUCAAAUGUGGCUCAGACUGGAGCAGAGUGACCUUCAGUCCGGAUGGGAGCUAUGUGGCGGCCGGUUCUGCGGAAGGAUCACUGUUUGUAUGGAACGUGCUCACGGGGAAACUUGAUCGAACCCUAGACAAAGGCCACGGCUCUGCUGUCAACUCGGUGUCCUGGUCUCCCUCGGGCACCUUUGUGGUGAGCGUGGAGAAGGGCAGCAAGGCAGUGCUCUGGUCCGACAUGUGAUGCGGCAGGGAGGAGGGGCACAGCACCGGUGCCAGCCUGAUGCGGCAGGGCUUGGUUUGGUUAGGCGCUGCCCGCCCCAAACACCACCAGGUGUAGAGACUGGUUUAGCCCCAAGGGGUUGUAUGUUGGGACGGCUGGAUGGAGGUUGCACUACAGGCCAAUGUGCCCCAGCCUCUCCAACCUCAGCACUGCCCUCCUGGCUUGUCUGUGACUGGAUUGGAGCUCUGGUGUAUAAUGAUUAUGUGAGGACAGCUGAACUGUCUUUAUCAAUGAAAUGAAGGUGAAGUGGACGCGUAAUGGAGGAGGUUGGUCAGGACGAGGCGGCAGUUGAGUUGGGUGGUGGUUGUUUGUUCCAACUUUGCACACAAAUAGUAACAGUACACACAACACAAGUACAGAGUGUGUCAUGUCUACCAGUUUGAACACGGACACGCACCAUGUGGGGGGUCUCCGAUGGAAAGGACACUACACAAGACCUGUUUGUUGUUUUCCAGUCACUUUUAUUUGCCACUAUGGAGGUGCUGAUGAUGUACUGUGUCCAUGUCUGUAUAAAACCUUGUCUUGUUUUUGUGUGUGUGUGCGACAAUAGUUUUACACUGCUUCAUGUGGCCAUUGCUCUUAACUGUGUGUGUGUGUGUAUGUAUGUGUGUGUGUGCGUGCGUGCGAGCAUAUGAGUAAGUGGGCGAACAAGAUGUUGAGAUUGAAAGUGAAUGUGUGUGAGGCAUGUUCAUUCCUUUUUGUAUGUUACUGAUUAGUAUGUGUGUGUUAGUGAAUGCGGAAGUGCUUGGGAGAGAGUGUGAAGAGUGACUGUAUUUUGGUGCCGUGUUUGAGCAUUUGUCCUGUGGUCUUAUGACGUCACUUGUACUCUGCCUUAAUCACAUACAGUUGCGGUGGACAUGCGUACAUCACUGAUUCUUGAAAAUUUGGCAAAAACAUGUCUCAGCCACAAAAGUGCUAAGUUUGUCAGAAAAUCAUCAAUUACAUUUUCAUGAACAAAAUAAAUCCAGGCAAUGAUCAAGGGGUCUGCCACACAAAUGUACGGUUGUUUGAAAGAUUUAAUAAUGAUUGUUUUUAAUUAUUUUUCAUUGCUGUAAACCUCCCCACAUCCUGUAAAACAUGUUGUCCUAAGGACAGACAUUAUUUCAAUUGACUACAAACAGAAAAAACGAACUGAAGGAAUUGAAUAAUAUCGGCAUUAAAAAGUAAAGUAUGGGAAGGUUGAUCCAAUACAUUGCUGCACAGCCAAGACCUUAGUCUAUGAUGAUAUCCCUCUAUAUUUUGGGCGUGAACUAGGUUUUUCUUUAGAAAUUAAAACCUGUUUUGGCCACUUUCUCGAGAAUCAGUGACAUCUGAGUUCAGUUCAUAUUCUGACCCGAACCCAUGACCCUGCAAAGUUGCACUCACACACGCAUAUGUGAAGCUCUAGCUCACACGUGCAUGUUUAAGGUCUCCAGAUUCCCCAACGCACCAAGCUGAAAGGGAAACGGAAAUGUCCAGCGUCUUGUUUCUGCUCCUAAUUAGCUUCUCUAUCGCCAGUCUUUCAAAGAAUUUAAUUUUCCCCAUUUAGUGAGUGUCACCAUAGACUAACACUUAUCUCUUGUGCAGGUGUGUGCCACCUGGCUAGAAAACCUGAAUUAAUAAAUUAUCAAGUCAACAGCACAGCGCAAGUAGUUUUGAGUGCAAGGCCUUUUUUUAUUUUAAAACACUGCACAACAGGAAGGUAUCCAACGUUAUGGCACUUAGAAUGGUGGAGGGUGGAAUGGUGUUGAGAAUGCACGAAGGUGGUUAUGAAUGCUGGAAUGUUCCACAUUUGUAAUUACAGUGCAUAGGAAAUGUGAAGGAGGUUUUUUAUUUGAAAUAUGAAAUUAUUCAAUUCCAUAUGGAAGAAAACAAAAGAUGGCUAUCCCACCAUGCACUAAGUCUUAAGUUCAAUGAGUGCAAGUUGGUGAACGCUGCGUUGAUUAGAGAACAUGCACUGACUCCUAUACUCACUAUAUUUCUUUUACAUUUUUUAAGUUUUUUUUUUUCUUUAAAGGUCCAGUGUGAAAUUUUAGUAUCUUUUUCCCCAGGUGUAUGCUGCUCAGUCACACUUUUAUUUUUCAUGAAUGCAUUUACUAAGUAAAUAAAUUAAUAAUCACUCAUCUGACCAGAUUGGGCUUUGCUGACAAAUAUGCAGAUGACUAUAAAAAUGGCCAUGUAUGAAAAGUGUCUAUGUAUGAAGAGUGCACAUUUCCAAGCCAUUAUGAAAUCGAUGGUGGUAGUAAAUAUCCAUGGAAAAGGUAACAUUUGGAAACGGGCCGUUUCAUUCUGGAAAUACUACUGGACCUACACGCUGGAUCAAUUAUUUAGCCCCAUCUCUCACAAAUGGUAACAGGAUAAAUGCGGAGGAGAUUCGUUGGACACUGCCACCCUGCCUUUUUCAGGAAUAGUGUGCAAUAUCGCUUGUCUUGUGUUCAUUUUUCUUUUUUUUAUUAGAUGUUUCAAAUGUAUGGGUUUUUGAUGCAACAGCCUCAACAUACUGAAAUGCCACCUUAUUUUACAGCCAGAAUAGCAUAUCAUAGUUCUGCAAAUCUGCAUGGACCUGUUGAAUUAAAACAUGGAACUAUUUGCUGCCACUCCUGCCCAAUCAGACAGAGGGAGGUAUGGUCACAUGACUUGUCAAGCACCAAUAAAAAACACCCACCCCCAACUUGGCCAGCCUCCUGCCAUUUGGCGAAAAAAAGGAUUGUAUAACUUUUAAGUUAUGGCAAAUGUAUAUGAUAUCCUCUGUCUAUGUAUGUUCUGUGUAUGCACACCAAUGAAAUGUGUGAGCUCAA
Messenger RNA from Engraulis encrasicolus (European anchovy), 4863 nucleotides. It is a transcript of the gene atg16l1, whose product is annotated as ATG16 autophagy related 16-like 1 (S. cerevisiae). Gene Ontology annotation, biological process: autophagosome assembly; negative stranded viral RNA replication. The record is from RefSeq and is a predicted model, not a curated record. The transcript is spliced from 20 exons. NCBI's taxonomy places the organism in Eukaryota, Metazoa, Chordata, Actinopteri, Clupeiformes, Engraulidae. Gene Ontology annotation, cellular component: autophagosome membrane. Bases 170 to 2047 code for a protein of 625 amino acids. Gene Ontology annotation, molecular function: protein binding.